Molecule: messenger RNA, 1339 nt
Organism: Magnolia sinica
Lineage: Eukaryota; Viridiplantae; Streptophyta; Magnoliopsida; Magnoliales; Magnoliaceae
Exons: 5
Coding region: 149-1099 (316 amino acids)
Molecular function (GO): hydrolase activity
Source: RefSeq, a predicted model, not a curated record
AUAGACAUAAAGACACAUACCAAACAAGUAGGAAAACUUAUCUUCCUUCUCCAGAAAAAUUACUUUAUAAAGACCACUCCCUGCAAGUUCUAGCUCGUCAGUGUAAUUGUCUUCCUUCACCAAUUCAGCUUCGAUCGCCAUCCGAAGAAUGGAGAAGAUACAGCACAGGCACGUUGAGAUAAGAGGUCUCAAGCAUCAUGUCGCCGAGAUAGGAACUGGUUCUGUGGCGGUGGUUUUCUUGCAUGGGUUCCCUGAGAUAUGGUACUCGUGGAGACACCAGAUGAUCGCGGUCGCUGAUGCUGGAUUCCGGGCCAUUGCUCCUGAUUGCAGAGGCUACGGACUCUCCGAACAGCCUCCCGAACCUGAAAAAGCAUCUUUCGUGGACCUUGUUGAAGAUAUCGUAGCAUUGCUUGAUUUGUUUGGCAUCCCAAAGGUUUUCAUUGUCGCAGCGGAUUUUGGAGUUGUAACCAGUUCACUAUUUGCUGUCCUUCAUCCCGAAAGGUUGUUGGGAUUCAUAACAUUAGGCGUGGCAUUCUUCAUUCCCGGUCUACAAGAAGUCCCACAAGAUCUCGUCCCUGAAGGCUUCUACAUAUCGAGGUGGCAGGAGCCUGGGAGAGCGGAAGCGGAUUUUGGACGGUUCGAUGUCAAGACUGUAGUGCGUAACAUUUACAUUCUCUUCUCUAGAAGCGAAGUCCCGGUGGCUAGGAAAGAUCAAGAGAUCAUGGACCUAGUUGAUCCAUCCACUCCUUUACCACCCUGGUUCACGGAAGAUGAUCUAACAGUCUAUGCAACCUUAUAUGAGAAAUCCGGAUUCCGUUAUCCAUUGCAAGUGCCAUAUAGGACGCUGAAGGUAAAACUGGAUAUAAAAGACCCCAAAACUCUAGCUCCUGCACUGCUUAUCAUGGGUGAGAAGGACAUUGUACUCAAAUUCCCAGGAAUGGAAGACUUCAUAAAGAGAGGUAAGGUGAAGGAGAAUGUCCCAAAUUUGGAGAUGACAUUCAUUCCUGAAGGAUCACAUUUCAUUCAGGAACAGUUCCCAGAAAAGGUGAACAAGCUCAUCAUCAGCUUCCUCAACAAGCACUCUACUGCAGGAAAGUGAUCCUAGUAUUCCGUCCUUGAUGUUUGUUUGCGAUUCUUGGGAGAUGGUCAUCUAGUGGUAUGGAUAAAUCAUAAAAGUCUUAUGACAGUCUGUUUUAUGAAGUUUCAUUUUCACCUUGUACUGCAGGAUGAUGAAAUGGAAUUUCAGAUUCCUUAUGUAGUUUGUUAUAUAUUAUGAAAACAAGUGAAUAAAUAUCAUCGAGAAAAAAAUAAAUUCCAAGAGUGGAACUUAGUGAAAGAA